AUGAUAACACGACAUGAAGAAUUGAGGGAGAAAAUUAGACAGUUAACCUCGCUGUAUGAUAUUACGUCGGCCGAAUGCAUCUACGAGGACCAAGAUCAAGACCCAACAGGAUCGUUGCGGAUUGGGGACAUACGAUUGGCAACCGGGAAGUUAGAAGAUGAUCUCGCCCAAGUACAGGACGACCUCCUCGAAAUCAAUCUGGGGACAGAUGAGUCGCCUAAGCCUAUAAAUAUUAAUGUGGGACUGGACGAGGGAUUCAGAGAGCAACUGGUCGCUCUACUCAUUGAGUUCCGCGACUGUUUUGCCUGGUCGUAUGAUGAAAUGCCGGGCCUUGAUCCUGAUAUCGCCGAGCAUAAGCUCCCAUUAAAGAGUGGGUUUCGGCCAUUUCGGCAACCUCCCCGGCGGAUGUCCAAGGAAGUGGAUACUCUCAUCCAGGAUGAGAUUAAGCGGCUGGAAGAUGCCAAGUUUAUUCGGGAAGCCCAAUACACCGAAUGGCUCUCUAACAUCGUACCAGUGAUGAAGAAAAACGGGAAGCUACGAGUAUGCGUUGAUUUUCGGAACCUCAACCUGGCCACACCCAAGGACGAAUACCCGAUGCCGGUGGCUGAUAUGCUGAUCGACAGGGCAGCUGGACACACGAUACUCAGUUUCCUCGAUGCGCACUCUGGGUACAACCAAGUUCCAAUCAGCAAGGAAGACAUCUCCAAAACGGCUUUUAGAUGCCCCGGGCCGAUCGGAGCGUACGAAUGGGUCGUGAUGCCCUUUGGCUUGAAAAACGCGGGGGUAACAUAUCAGAGGGCGAUGAACAAGAUGUUCAGAGGCCUUGACUGCCUUGAGGUCUACAUUGACGAUGUCGUAAUCAAGUCAAAUACCGGCGAAAUUCAUCUGGCCGACCUCCGGAAAGGUUUCGAGCGUAUACGACGCAAUGGGUUAAAGAUGAAUCCUUUGAAAUGCGCAUUCGGCGUUUCGGCUGGAAACUUCUUGGCGGGCCGACUUCGCAGCUGGAGUGUUUUGCUGAGAGGAAAAGAGACCGAUGAGUGGAUAUGGACGGACGAGCAACAGAGGGUGUUCGACGAUUUGAAAGGUUACUUAGCAAAACCUCCGGUUAUGACCCCUCCAAAGCCGAAUAAGCCGUUGUUGCUAUACCUAUCGGCUGCACACGAAUCCCUAGGAUGUAUGCUCGCCCAAGAGGACGAUGGGGUAGAGAGGGCAACCGAUAUCAUUAAGUAUAUCUUAUCGAAGCCAUACCUGAGGAAUCGGAUUGGAAAAUGGGCGAUUGCUAUGUCCGAAUUUACGUUGGUGUAUGUUCCCCAAAGAGCAGUAAAAGGACAAGUAUUGGCAGAUUUCUUAGCCGAUCACCCGGGUAUUACCCUCAAGGAAGAAGCAGUCACGUUUUGUGACAUCGCCAUAUGGGAGAUGUGGUUCGACGGAUCUAGAACAAGCCAGGGGGCAGGCGCCGGAGUUCACAUCAUCACACCCUUGGGGGCAUCCUACCGGUUGUCAUUCAAACUCCAGUUCGAAUGCACCAACAAUCAGGCAGAAUAUGAGGCCAUGAUAUUCGGUUUCGAGAUUUUAGCCGAGCUGGGGGCAAAGGCGAUCAACGUCAAAGGAGAUUCUUUACUAGUCAUCAAGCAAGUGACAGGAGAAUUCAAAUGCGAGUCCGAGCUAUUAGUGAGAUAUUGCAACAAGGCGAAACACUUGGUUGAAGGCUUUCAGGAUACGAGGAUAGAAUACACAGAGAGGGCCGCUAACAGCGUUGCAAACGACCUAGCUCAGCACGGUAGCGGUUACAAGGUGAACCAUCAGUUCGAUGCUAUAGAGAGGGAAACGCCGAAUCUCCAUACCGGGGGCAUCACGGUCGACGAAAAACAAUUCUCGGUAUACCAGCUGGACUUCACUCAAGAUUGGAGGGUCGAGCUCCUAAAAUGGUUUGAAAAACCAGAUCUCACGGAUAGGAGGUGCAUCGGUCCAAAAGAAGCCAUGCUUGCAAUGGCCGAGGUACACGAAGGAAUAGCAGGUGCUCACCAGGCGGGUCCUAGAAUGAGGUGGUUGAUCCACAAAUACGGUUUUUACUGGCCGAAAAUGGAACAGGACUGCAUAAGAUAUGCCAAAGGUUGUGAAGCGUGUCAAAAGUUCGGCCCAUUACAGCACGCCCCGGCCGAAGACCUGCAUUCUAUUAUCAAGUCGUGGCCAUUCAGAGGAUGGGCAGUCGACCUGAUAGGAAAAAUAUACCCUGGCUCAUCAGACGGUCAUACUUUUGCCCAGGCCAACGGACAAGCCGAAGCCACGAACAAAGCUAUCAAGCUCAUAGUUCAAAAGAUGAUUGAAGAAAACCCAAGACAAUGGCAUGUGUUUUUAUCAGAAGUUGUGUGGGCGAAUAGAACCAGUCAGAAGUCGGCUACUGGGACUUCGCCUUUCAGACUGGUUUAUGGCUACGAUGUGAUGUUGCCAAUGGAGCUGACCGUCACGUCUACUCGCCGCAGAUACCAGAGCGAAUUGUCCAAAGGAGAUUACUUUGACAAAAUGGUGAUAGAUUCUCUUGACCUUGACGAAGAACGUUUGACGGCGUUAGAUCACUUAGAAGCUCAGAAAAGAAGGGUCGAGAGAGCUUACAACAAACGGGUAAAACGGAAAGUUUUUACGGUGGGCGAUAUGGUAUGGAAAGCAGUCUUGCCGAUCGGCCAUAAGGACACUCGGCUUGGUAAAUGGAGCCCGAACUGGGAAGGCCCCUUUAUGGUGGUCAACAAGCUAACAGGCGGAGCAUACUUGUUGGCAGAUAUUGAUAGGGAAGAACACGACAGGGCGAUCAACGGUCAGUUCCUGAAAAAGUACGUUCCUAGCUGUUGGGAGGGCGUAGACCGUAGGUUAUUUGGAGCCGACGAAGAGUAG
Molecule: messenger RNA, 2889 nt
Organism: Mercurialis annua (annual mercury)
Lineage: Eukaryota; Viridiplantae; Streptophyta; Magnoliopsida; Malpighiales; Euphorbiaceae
Exons: 5
Coding region: 1-2889 (962 amino acids)
Molecular function (GO): nucleic acid binding; RNA-DNA hybrid ribonuclease activity
Source: RefSeq, a predicted model, not a curated record